This is a messenger RNA of Striga asiatica, 1976 nucleotides long. NCBI's taxonomy places the organism in Eukaryota, Viridiplantae, Streptophyta, Magnoliopsida, Lamiales, Orobanchaceae. The record is from the annotation of a GenBank genome assembly.
AUAACCGCAGAUCUUUAAUAAAUUUCAGAUCCACCACUAAACCACCCACCCCCAUUUCCCAAUCUGACCUACCGACAUACCUAAUUUACGCGUUCCUAACUCUUUUUAUAAGCAUAGCGUCUUCUCACAAACAACUCACUCAUCUCUCAGAUCCAACCUCUGUACUCGCAAGCAUAACCAAUGGCGCUCCUCGUCGAAAAGACAACCUCCGGCCGCGAGUACAAGGUCAAAGACAUGUCCCAGGCCGACUUCGGUCGCCUCGAGAUCGAGCUCGCGGAGGUCGAAAUGCCUGGGCUCAUGUCCUGCCGGGUCGAGUUCGGGCCCUCGCAGCCCUUCAAGGGCGCCAAGAUCACCGGCAGCCUCCACAUGACCAUCCAGACGGCCGUCCUAAUCGAAACCCUCACCGCAUUGGGCGCCGAGGUCAGAUGGUGCUCCUGCAACAUCUUCUCCACCCAAGACCACGCCGCCGCCGCCGUCGCGCGCGACAGCGCCGCCGUGUUCGCCUGGAAGGGUGAGACCCUGCAGGAGUACUGGUGGUGCACGGAGCGGGCCCUCGACUGGGGCCCCGACGGUGGGCCAGAUUUGAUCGUGGACGACGGCGGUGAUGCCACUCUGUUGAUCCACGAAGGUGUGAAGGCCGAGGAGGAGUACGAGAAGUCUGGCAAGCUGCCCGAUCCGAGCUCCACUGACAAUGCCGAGUUUCAGAUCGUGCUUACCAUUAUCAGAGAUGGGUUGAAGUCCGAUCCGAAGAGGUAUACCAAGAUGAAGGAGAGACUAGUGGGUGUUUCUGAGGAAACUACAACAGGUGUAAAGAGGUUGUACCAGAUGCAGGCAAAUGGCACCCUGCUUUUCCCUGCGAUCAACGUCAAUGACUCUGUUACCAAGAGCAAGUUUGACAAUCUAUACGGGUGCCGUCACUCUCUGCCCGACGGACUCAUGAGGGCCACCGACGUAAUGAUUGCCGGAAAAGUCGGCGUUGUGUGUGGCUACGGAGAUGUCGGCAAGGGCUGCGCCGCGGCCUUAAAGCAAGCCGGGGCCCGCGUGAUCGUGACCGAGAUCGACCCCAUUUGUGCCCUCCAAGCCCUUAUGGAAGGCUUCCAAGUCCUCACCCUAGAAGACGUGGUCUCUGAGGCCGACAUCUUCGUCACCACCACAGGCAACAAGGACAUCAUAAUGCUAAACCACAUGCGCAAGAUGAAGAACAACGCCAUUGUCUGCAACAUCGGCCACUUUGACAACGAGAUCGACAUGCUCGGGCUCGAGACUUACCCUGGCGUGAAGAGAAUCACUAUAAAGCCGCAGACUGAUAGGUGGGUCUUCCCAGAGACUAACACGGGCAUCAUUGUGCUUGCGGAGGGUCGUCUCAUGAACUUGGGUUGUGCCACGGGACACCCCAGCUUUGUUAUGUCGUGCUCUUUCACCAAUCAGGUGAUUGCGCAGCUCGAGCUCUGGAAGGAGAGGAAGUCUGGUAAGUAUGAGAAGAAGGUUUAUGUGCUGCCCAAGCAUCUUGAUGAGAAGGUUGCUGCCCUUCACCUUGAGAAGCUCGGUGCUAAGCUUACUAAGCUUUCCAAGGAACAGGCGGAUUACAUUAGUGUGCCGGUUGAGGGUCCUUACAAGCCUGCUCACUACAGGUACUAAAAAGGCAGAUAGUUUUUCGAAUUUCGAUUGUAUUUUCGUUGGUUGGCUUGAGGAUUUGUGGCGUGGAGUUUUUGUAUUGUUUUGGAGGAAGAGUGUGGUAUGAUCCAAUUGAGACCAUUAUGUUGAAGACCUUUGUGAUUUGGACAAGUAAUGUUUGAGUUUAGUUUGUGUUUGAUCACAAAUUCUGUCGUUUGUUAAUCUUUCGUUUCCUUGGUAUGAAUUAUUGUCAUCAUCAAAUGAAAACUAUAUAUUUUCGUUGGCAUCCACAUUUGGGUCCAGAAUCCAGAUGGUUGUUUUCCUUCAUUUAUUUUUAUUUAUUUUGUUUUAUUAUUUCUGUU